AUGGUUCAGUUUUCGGAAGAGACCAAGGAGCGCAUCUCCAAGGUUAUUGAUGUUUCAAGGGUCGCUAUUCACUACGGAUAUCUGCCCUUGAUUGUGUAUCUUGGUUAUACUUAUAGUGAACCCAAACCAUCUUUGUUCAAGUAUUUCUAA
This is a messenger RNA of Aspergillus bombycis, 150 nucleotides long. RefSeq names its product mitochondrial import receptor subunit TOM7. Gene Ontology annotation, cellular component: mitochondrial outer membrane translocase complex; mitochondrial outer membrane. Gene Ontology annotation, biological process: protein insertion into mitochondrial outer membrane; protein import into mitochondrial matrix. The record is from RefSeq and is a predicted model, not a curated record. Bases 1 to 150 code for a protein of 49 amino acids. NCBI's taxonomy places the organism in Eukaryota, Fungi, Ascomycota, Eurotiomycetes, Eurotiales, Aspergillaceae. The transcript is spliced from 4 exons.